Messenger RNA from Homalodisca vitripennis (glassy-winged sharpshooter), 1447 nucleotides. RefSeq names its product lactosylceramide 4-alpha-galactosyltransferase-like. The transcript has 3 exons. The record is from RefSeq and is a predicted model, not a curated record. Gene Ontology annotation, molecular function: hexosyltransferase activity. The coding region runs from base 135 to 1415 and encodes 426 amino acids. Gene Ontology annotation, biological process: glycosphingolipid biosynthetic process. NCBI's taxonomy places the organism in Eukaryota, Metazoa, Arthropoda, Insecta, Hemiptera, Cicadellidae.
AUACAAUUAUUUCAUUUGCCUAUAUAAUGUUUUAUUUCGUUUUAGGUACGCCUGAGAAACGCCAUUUUGACGAUUACCAUCCUGUCAGUUUCUCUUCGAAGUUAUAUUUUUAUAUAUAAACUACGUUAGUAAAAAUGUGCUUGAGCAAAACUAAGAAGAGAAUACAGUUAGUUGCGUUAUCGGUUAUCUUUUCCGCAAUUGUGCUGUCCCUGUGGAUUGAAUUGACAAAUGUUCCCCGGGGGGAAGAACCGUUUUACAGAUCCAGACUUUUAAAUAUAUUGCCGACAGGAAGGCUCUACUCGAGAGUUGUUGGAAUGGGUGUACACGAGGUUUAUUUCGAUGAACGCCUUAAGAACAAACAGGAUGGUGAACAAAACGCUAACCUAACUAUCACAAUCAUAAGUUCAGAGAGUGGAGAAAAAAUCGUUGAUGUCAAACAGUCCAAAGCCGCGAGUAACGAAACGAAAACUGUAAAACCCAGGGACGUCUUUGUUAAAGUCAAAGACAUAAAAAAGUCUACCAGCAACGUAUUCUUUGUCGAAACCAAGUGUGCUACAGAAAAAACAGCGAAAAUGUUUAAUUUCAAUGGCGAAUUCGUGCUGAACGCCCGACAGUGCUGCGCGAUUGAGUCCACGGCACUCGCGAACUUGGACCGGACACUGUACGUCUUCCACUCGUGCCCUCUGACCGACAACUUCAUCGAGCGUUCCCCAAAAUAUGUAGAGAAACUAUUCGCUUACCCGAACGUCUAUGUGGUGAAGUUGAACAACUCGGAAAUCUUUACGGGAACUCCACUGCAAGAACUGUACGAUAAGAAGCAACUGGAAACCUCGUAUUACCCUAUCGAGCACACCAGCGACGCUCUGAGGUUCACCCUUCUGUGGAGAUUCGGCGGCACCUACUGUGAUCUGGAUGUCGUCACAAUCAAGUCACUGCACGGACUAGGGAGCAACUGGGCAGGAAUGCAGGACGUCCGGACCAUAGCCAGUGGUGUCCUGAACUUCGAGCCUACCGGGCCGGGCCAUGAGAUGGUGCAGAGAGCCCUGCAACACAUGAAUCGACAUUUCAACGGCGCCGGCUGGUCCAACAACGGACCGAUGCUUAUCACACGUACCGCACUCCAGGAGUGCAAGGUGCCAUCGGUGACAAAAGCUGUGGCCGAGUGCAAGGGGAAUUUCACUGUGCACCCGAACUACAUAUUUUACCCCGUUUACUACUCGAGGGCGUUUGACCUGUUCGACGAUCAUCUAGGAAAGGAAAUAGUUAGGAGUGCGAAGCUGUGGGCGUACAGUGUUCACAUCUGGAACAAACUGAGUCACGACAAGAAGUGUAGGGUCGGCUCCACACAGGCUUACUCGCUCCUGGCUGAAGAGUUUUGCCCCCGGGUCUACAGGAAUUGUGGAACGCGGUUUUGAUGUGUUUUCUGCAAUUAAACUGUUAAACGAGA